GGGCGGGGCCGGACCGGGCGGCGGGGGUGGCCGUUUAAAGUGGCGCUCGCGGCGCGAGGGGGAUGGCGGAGCUGUCGGACUACCCGCCCUUCCAGCUGGGGAAGCCCCGCUUCGAGCAGACUUCGUUUUAUGGACGAUUCCGGCAUUUCUUGGAUAUCAUUGACCCACGCACUCUCUUCGUGUCUGAGAGUCGUCUCAAAGAAGCAGUGCAGUUGCUGGAGGAUUAUAAACAUGGGACCUUACCCCCAGGAGUCACCAACAAAGAGCUGUGGGGAGCUCAAAAAAUAAAGCAGGCCAUCAUACAUCCUGAUACAAAUGAGACUAUCUUCAUGCCUUUCAGAAUGUCAGGUUACAUUCCUUUUGGAACACCCAUCGUUGUUGGUCUUCUCUUGCCAAACCAGACGCUGGCAUCCACUGUUUUUUGGCAGUGGUUGAACCAGAGCCACAACGCAUGUGUCAACUAUGCAAACCGAAAUGCAACAAAGCCUUCUCCGACAUCCAAGUUCAUCCAGGGUUACUUGGGAGCUGUCAUAAGUGCUGUCUCAAUAGCCGUGGGCCUUAAUGUUCUGGUUCAGAGAGCGAACAAGUUUACCCCAGCCACCCGUCUCUUGAUCCAGAGGUUUGUGCCAUUCCCUGCUGUAGCUAGUGCCAAUAUCUGCAACGUAGUCCUGAUGAGGCACACAGAGCUGGAAGAGGGGAUUGACGUCCUGGACAAUAACAGAAACGUCGUUGGAUCUUCCAGAAUUGCUGCCAAACACGCACUGUUAGAGACAGCCUUGACUAGAGUGGUCCUGCCAAUGCCUAUACUGGUUCUACCUCCAAUUAUUAUGUCCAUCCUGGAAAAGACGUCUCUCCUGCGAUCCCGUCCCCGGAUGAUCCUCCCAGUGCAAAGCCUUGUGUGCCUCGCUGCCUUUGGCCUGGCUCUCCCAUUGGCCAUCAGUCUCUUUCCACAGAUGUCUGAGAUUGAGACAUCACGACUCGAGCCAGAAAUCGCAAUGGCCACUACCAGUAAGACUGUUGUCUACAAUAAAGGAUUGUAAGUGGCAGUGGAUCCUCUCUGCAUGGAAGAUUUGGGGAGGGGAAGGGAAAAACUCGCAAUUACUAUUGGGGAGGGGAAAAAAGAAAAAUCAAACAGCAAACAAUAGAACUCAGAGAUAGUAACAUAUUACCACCCUCGAGAACGGGGAGUACAUUAACACUUUCAGAGAACUGACACCUCGCAUCGGUCGAAAAGAUUAAUAUUAAAAGUUUUAAAUUAGCAGCAGGAACAAAAAAAAAAAAAUGAGAUUCAAACACAUUAGAGAACUAGCUGACAAAUAAUGUUCUGAAUUUACAGCGCUGCGUGGAAGGAAGUUUAAUGAUACAUGUGUGCGGUUAUGCCUAACUCUGCGUGAAGGUAGACUACACAAGGCAGUUUUGGUUUUAAUAAGAAUUAAAUCUCCACACUGUUGGAUGCUGCACAGACAUAAUUCCAUAGAAAUCGAUCGGUGCAUGAAUUAGCGCUAGAUAGGGUGUCUGAUGAGGGUACAGUAUUGAUUAAAUGUCAGUCUUGCACCAAGAAUCAUAAAGAACGGGGAAAAAAACAAUUCUCCGCGUUUAGAUUGUAACACUUGGAUUUUAAUCAAAUAGUGCAAUGAAGGUCAGAGCCUGUGUCCCCUCCCUCCCUCCCCUGCAAACAACUAGAGUGAUUUUUUUGCCAUUUCAUAGACUUGCAAGAAAUUCUGUGAGAGCCAAAGGCAUUGGUACAGUCACAGUGUCUUGCCCAAGAUAGAAAGAUAAUGGACAAUUGCCCAGUUGCAAAGCACCGGGCAGGAAAGAAAUCCUCUAGUGUAAAGAAAACAGAUCCAUUCUUUUAACUUUGCACAGAUCUAUAAUUAACCAACUUCUGUUCUCAUUUACAUUGACAAACACGGAGAGUAACUUUCUGUUGGCUGCGGUGAAGUCAUGCUGUUAGAAGAACUGAGAGCAGAAUACAACCUCGUAAUGAAGGGCCCGAUCUGGUAUAAACGGUCAGAGCCCCAUUGGUUUUAUUGGAAUUCUGCUGAUUUACAUUGUCUGAGGGUCUGAGUCAUAAAGUCAACCCCUUCCUAAUCCCUUUUACACCAGAGUAACUGCAGCCAAAGGAUGCAGAUUUCUGAUUGAGGUUAUGUCGAUUAGAAUUUGUCUUGCUUUUGCAUUUUAUCACUGCAGAAGAUGAAAAUUAAAAAGAUCUUGAUCAGAAGCCAGAUGCGAUAGCGAGGGGCACAAUCCAAGUGCAUGUAUUAUGCUAAUCUGUUGGGAUUUGGGGUUCUUUGGGGGGUGGUGGUGGGUUGUGCAAGGGAAAUCCAAUUGCCACUGAUGUAGAAUGUAUAUAAAUGGCAAUAUAUGAAAGUAAGAGACCUAAAUCAUCAGUGUGUUACUUCCAUUUUGUUGUUUGUCUAACUCCUCUCUGGAGUCACACCAGUGUGCAAUGGGAGUUACUCAGUCGUGGGUCAAACCCCAGGGGCUGAUCCUGCUCCCGUGCUGGGGGUAAAAUCAGGGGUAACCACACUGGAAUCAGUGGAGUUACACAAAAUAAAAACCACUCAAAGUGGGAAGAGACUCUGUCUCUCAGCAUUUUGUCCAUCCCUAGGGUGGUGAGUACACCAGGUCAUGCUCUCUGUUGUGCUAGUGUAAAUCCAGAAUCAUUUCACUCCAAUUGAUGAAAUCAUCCUGGAUGUACAGCCUGGUAACAGCAGAAUGAGACGGCCUCAGUUUCUUCUAAUGCACUAGAUGAUAUGAAUGUACACCUCACACCAAGUGAGGUAGCCCACGUCUGCUGAGUAACAACCAGGUAUAAGGGAUUUAGGGAAAAGAGAGACUGGAAGAGUUGUGUUCUGCCAAAGCAGAGGUUUACAAUGAAUAGCAAGGAUAGGCAUACAGUGGUGCUAAGAAUGGUUGGUGGAGCCGAUGUGAUGAAGCACAUUCCUCCAGGGCACAGGUUUCAAACGGACACAUCGGGCCUGUUUCUCCACUUACACUGUUGUAUGUGCCAUUGUGACUGUCCUGAUAAACCUGGGAGAGAAGCAGCUAGAGCCCAGCGCUGUGACGGUGGUGUGCACCUCGUGUGAGUGCAUGCAGAAGCAUCCCACCGAAUUAUACACAAGACACACUGGGCUCGGUCUUCAGCUGGGGCACGGUGGUGUAGUGCUCUUGAGAUCAGUGGAUCUCUGCUGAUUUAGCCCCUCUGCUUUAGCCCGAUUUGUGCACUCUCGCACUUUGUGUCAUCAUUCACACCAGCACCCAUGCAGGUCAGUCAGAGACUUUCUAUUGACUUCUUCAGGCUUAGAGUCAGACCUAAGGCAAGUGCCCAGUUCCUACCAGUUUGGCUUGCUUGCCGUCAACACCCACACUGGUCCGGCAUCUAAGAUGACACGGGAUGAUGCAGCCCAGAAUCAAGCCCACUGAUCCCGACCAGCGUGUAACUGGAUCACAGCAGCAAGGAAAGAGAAUAUAGCCAGGCUUGCCUCUCUAGCUGAACGAGACAGAGAGAGGGCCAGUUUCUGUUAACUGAUCGGGUGCCGAAGCGUGAUUGUGUUCCACCUCGUUCAAGUCCUGAACAUCCAUUCAUGUAUCUGCUUUUGGAACACGCCGUCAUCUGGCACUUAAGAUUCAUUCACAAAAAAGCAGUGCGGAGGAGGAGGAGGGCGCACCCAGCUUUUGUGUUAACUGUACUCAAGCAGGAUGGAAGAGUCGCAGUUAAGUGCCUAAGUACUUUACACAGCUAACAGGUGGAAUAGAGUCCGGCCCAGGAUGUGCAAAGAGGGGAACACAAAAACCCAAGUUGCUGGUGAGCGAUACAAACAGAGCUUUGCACAGAUGCAGAUCACCGCAUUAGCACAGCAGAAAAUGGGACUUUUCAUUGCUGUGUUGAUCAGACUCGAGACAAACCCGGUUCCCAGAACUGGCGGACACUAGUGCAUGCGUGCGCACAUCAUGGAGAAAAACCAUGUGCCGAAUAAACGAAACAGCUAAACUGAGCCUCAAGUUAAUCUGAAUUUCCUGAUGAUCCUAAGGAAUGUGAAGCCAAGUUGCAUCUUACUGUAGAGAGGGCAACCUGCCUUCUUCAUUGUUCUGAACUGAAGUGAAAGUCGUGGAAAAAAUCAGCCUCUCGUGUUAGCAGUGAGAACUGUCCUGGUUGUGUUUUCUGUCAGCACUGAUCAUUUUCUGUGCCACAGGGUUUUGUCACCGUUUGAACCAUUCUGCUGAAAUCCUGCCAAGAUCGCUUGUAGGAGGGGUUAACAGUCAUCUGAGGCUGGGGAGGGGAUGGAAACGAAUACCUCUCUUUGCAGUGGUACUGCUGGGGGGAGGUGGGGAUGAUUUGUUUUUACAUCAUAAUUACUGAUCAAAGAUUCCAGUAGCUGUGAACUCGAGCUACCUGCGGGGCUGCAGAUGGCGUGAGUAAUGCUCAACAUGCACAGCUAAUUGCAAUGCACGGUAGAAAAAUAUUCAAGGAUUUGCUCGCUGCAUUUUUUGUAGGGAGAGAUACCUGAGGAAAGACGAAAACCCAGCAAGUGUUGCAUAUGUUAAAAGUCAAACUUUGUUUAUUUUUCAUGAAGGAGGGAGCAGGCUUCAGUUCAGUGCUUCACAGGUACUUAAUAGAGGCGUUGCUGAGGAUUGCAGUGUUUUAAUGGAAAAUGGAACUGGACCUUCAUCUUAAAUUUCAACCAGAGGGCCAAUGCUGGUUUCCCACUAGUGUAAGGAAUAGAUCUGUUGAUGUCAAAGGAGUUACACUGUCUGUCUGGCAUGAAGGGGGAUCAAAAUCCAGUGCCAAGCCAGAAGAGUGACAGCAGAAGGGUCAAGAGGGAUGUUCCAGAUUGAUUUUCCUCCACUGAAUCAGAGCAGGGGGUCGGACUCGACGAUCUAAUAGGUCCCUUCCAACCCUAGAAAUCUAUGAAAUCUAUGAAUCCCUAUCAAAUGUGCUCAGUUUGCGUGUAAGAAAGUGGGGUCCACACCGGUGCCAGUGAGGCCGUGCUGAUUUAUGGCUGCGGGAGAGAUGACUUGCCCUUGUUCUACCCCUGAUUUCUGCAAAUGCAGCCUAGGGUCUAAAAGGCCAACCUGUUCUUCUCUCCCACAGGUUACGUCACUGCCG
Molecule: messenger RNA, 5110 nt
Organism: Alligator sinensis (Chinese alligator)
Lineage: Eukaryota; Metazoa; Chordata; Crocodylia; Alligatoridae
Gene: SFXN5
Product: sideroflexin 5
Exons: 14
Coding region: 63-1040 (325 amino acids)
Biological process (GO): mitochondrial transmembrane transport; monoatomic ion transport; citrate transport
Cellular component (GO): mitochondrial inner membrane
Molecular function (GO): monoatomic ion transmembrane transporter activity; citrate transmembrane transporter activity
Source: RefSeq, a predicted model, not a curated record